AUGCGGCGCGCAACUCCCCCCCUUCCCGCGCCCGCCAUGCUCUCUCACCGUCGUCCGCGCGCGCAGCGCAAGGAGGCGCGCGAGGAGCUGCAGGGGGAGGUGGCGGCGAUGCGGCGCGUGGGGGGGCACGCGCACGUGGUGGCGCUGCGCGCGCUGUUCGAGGACGCGGAGAGCGUGCACCUGGUCAUGGACCUCUGCGCGCACGGCGACCUCUACGACUACCUCAUCGCGCGCACCACCCUGCCCGAGCCGCUCGCCGCUGACGUCACCAGGCAGAUCCUACUAGCCCUACACCACUGCCACGCGUCAGGAGUGGUGCACCGGGACAUCAAGCCCGAGAACAUUCUCCUCGCUGCCAAGGACGAGGCAGCGGGCAAGCUGCACCUCAAGCUCGCGGACUUCGGCCUGGCAGUGAUGCUGCGAGCGGGGCAGCAAGCAGUGGGCAUGUACGGCAGCGCUGUGUACAUGUCUCCGGAGGUCGUGUGCCGCCGCCCCUAUGGGCCCGCUGUCGACCUCUGGGGGCUGGGCGUCAUCCUCUACACCGCCCUCUCAGGCUACAUGCCGUUUUGGGGCAGUACGGACGAGCAGCUGUUCUUCCGCAUUCUGCGCAACCAGCCCGACUUCUCCAUCGCGCCCUGGCCCUCCGUGGCGCCCGCUGCCAUCGACCUCGUGCGCUGGCUGCUCUCCUCCGACCCCGCCCACCGCCCCUCCGCCGCUGUCGCGCUGCACCACCCCUGGCUCGCCCAACACUGCGGCCGGGAACCCGUUCCCUCGCCCCGCCCCGCCCCGUCCCCGUGUGUUCCGGUGGGGGCGCCAGGAUGGACGGGCGAGAGCGGUGUGGAGGGCGGCAGGGAGGGGAAGAGAGAGGGGGAGCGCGUGAAAGCAGCAGCAGAGGCGGGUGGGGGUGCAGCUGUGCCGAGGGACUCGGAGGGGGUAGGCAGUGGGAGGGGCGGUGCGGCAGGUGCUGCAGCAGCAGCAGGAGGGAGCAGAGACACGGAGAUGGGCGGUGUGGAGCCGCAGCGCACCUCGUGGGACGGCGCUGCAGGCAGUGAAGCAGCGGCAGUGCGAGGAGAGGAGAGGGGCAGGCAGGAGGGCAAGCAGGAACAGCAAGGAGAAGAGGGUGGGAGGCAAGAGCAAGGGGCCGGGGUGGCGGCGCAUGGCAGCAUGGAUGUGGAUUCACAACAGGGUGCGAGCGCGGUACAGCAGGGCGGGCGGCAGAAGCAGCCCAAGGCGCCGCCGAUCCAGCUGCCUCUCUUCGCGUCCUUCACUGGCCCCGCCUCGCCCCUCUUCUCCUCGCCCACCUCCGCUGCCAAUCGUGCUGGCAGCAGUGGCGGUGGCAGCGGUGUGUUCCUCUUCACUGCACGCCCCACCAGCGGCAGCAACAGCCACGCAGGCUCGGGUGGGAGCAUGUGGGACAGGGAGGGCAGCAAGGCGAAGCACAAGGAGCAGCAGAGGCAGCAGGUGCAGCGCCACUCGCAUGCUCACAAGCAGCAGCGAGCUUCUGCGGCAGCAGGCAGCAAGGAUGCACACAAGGAAGGCACCGCGAAAGCACCCGUGGAAGCAGCAGAGCAGAAGGCGCGGCGGUCGUCGCACUUCCGGUUCUUCUCCCCCAAGCGCAAGGCCCGCCGCUCCCACGUCGUUGUCUCCACCACCCCGCUCCCUGCCCCUCCGCCGCCUCCCCUCUCCUCCCCGUCCCCAUCCCAUUCCCCUCUGGGCGUGUCUCAGCCCAACGCCCAGGUCACCCCCCCUGCUGCCCCCUCUUCCUCUGCGCCCAUGGCCUCCAUCACCGUCCCCCUCGUGCGCCGCAACCCCCCUUCCACUGCCGCUGCAUCCCCCGCCGCUGCUACUGACGCUGCUGCUGCUGCCCCCACGGAUACUGCUGCUGCUGUUUCCACUGCGCCUGUUGUGUCUGUCACCAUCCCUGUCAUCCCACCCAAACCCCCUCUCGACCCAACCCAAGAGCUCCCAUCCGUACCUGAGAUCCAGGCGCGCCUAUCCGGGCCUGACGGGUCCAUAGCAGUGUCAUCGCUCUUCUCCUUCCUGCGACCGCUCAACCCCAUGGCCGCCAGGAAGUCCUCCUCCUCCCUCUCCCGCGCUGCACACCGCCCCGACUCCGACUCUUCCAUGUCCACAGCGCCGCCCAGCUUUCUCUACAGCCCGCGCGAGCCCCUCAAGUCGCCCCACCACCACCACUCCUUCUCUGCCGCCGCCAGCAGCAGCAGCGGCGGACUGCUCCCCUCCAGCAGCGCUCCCCGUGCGGCGGCGGCUGCUGCGUCGGAGCCGUCGUUUGGGUUGGGGCGCCUGGCGCGGCCUCUGCAGGGCAUGGCGGCCCUCAUGCGCCCCGCCUCCCCCUCCGCCUCCUCACCCGCACUCGCCCCAUCGCCGUCAGACUCGCCGCAGCACAGCAUGGGAACGGGGAUGGGGCGAUCAGGAGCAAGUGCGCACACACAAGCACACGAUGAGGGCUCCACAAGCACAGCACCACGCACACACCUCACCACCUCCGCCAGUGCACCCAAUGUAACCACCAUGCCUGCUGGCACUGCUGCUGCUGCGGAGCCUGCAGUGCCGCAGGCGCCUCGCCGGGCCAGAGGGCUCAGCUCCAUAGUGAAGGCCUUUGCCUCGCUCUCCACUGCUGCUCCCCUGGGGAAUGUGGGGUCCGGCCAGCAGCACAGUGGGUGGGCCAUGGGUGGUGGUGGUGGUGGAAGAGAGAGUGCGAGGGGGGGAGAGGAUUCACACAAGGGGCAGCAAGAAAAUGGGGAUUCGACGAGUGUGAGUCACUCAGAAGCGGUUAGUGAAGGUGUGUCAAGAGAUUCCUUUACAUGGCAACGGCAGGGUAGCUGGAUCUUUCGACGAUAA
This is a messenger RNA of Closterium sp. Naga37s-1, 2859 nucleotides long. The record is from the annotation of a GenBank genome assembly. NCBI's taxonomy places the organism in Eukaryota, Viridiplantae, Streptophyta, Zygnematophyceae, Desmidiales, Closteriaceae.